GCAGUUGCUCGAUACAACACCAUGUUGGGCCACAAAACAUUCCUGACUACAGGCACUGAUGAGCACGAAACAGCUCGAGGAAAGAGGGCAUAUCUAUCUGGGAAAGUAUUCAGGAUGGUACUGUGUAUCGGAUGAAGCGUUCUUGUCUGAUGCAGAGUUGAUAGAACAGAGAGAUCCUACUGGUAAAAUAAUAAAAGUCUCCGCACAAUCAGGAAAUAUAGUGGAAUGGAUGGAAGAGGAGAAUUACAAGUUUCGACUUAGUGCAUUUCAAGAUGAUCUCAAGUAUUGGCUCAAAGAUGAAACCGUAAUUAGACCAGCAUUGUACCACAAAGUAUUGUCCGAGUGGAUAGAGGAAGGUACAUGUUUACGAGAUUUAAGCAUCACUAGAAUCAGGAGUAAGGUGCCAUGGGCUAUACCUUCUCCAUGCGAUGAGUCUCACUCAAUAUACGUAUGGCUGGAUGCUUUGAUAAAUUAUUUAACAGCUUUAGGGUAUCCAGAUGAGUCGUAUAAAGAGUUUUGGCCACCUGCUAUUCAAAUCUUGUUACAGGUAAUAGGAAAAGAUAUUUUAAAGUUCCAUGGUGUUUAUUGGCCAGCAUUCUUGAUAGCAGCGGGUCUUGAACCUCCAAAAACGUUACUGUGUCAUGCUCAUUGGACCGUUGAUCAUCAGAAAAUGUCGAAAUCAAAAGGAAAUGUAGUCUCGCCGUUUGAAGCUGCAAAUAAUUAUUCAGAAGAUGGAUUACGAUACUUCAUUCUCAGAGAAGCAGUGCCACAGAAUGACGCAAAUUACAGUUCAAAAAAGAUCGUUAAUGUGUUGAAUUCCGAAUUGGCGGAUACAUUGGGCAAUUUAGUCAAUCGUUGUGCUGGUAAAACGAUCAAUCCGUCCAAAGAGUUCCCUGAUCCGACAAAAUACUGGAACGUGUUGCAAUCUCAGGUGGCUGACGAAACCAGGGAAGCUUUAGAAUCCGUAAGCAGGAAAGCACGCGAAAGUUACGAGGAAUACAAUUUGCAUCAUGUCGUAGACGUGGUCAUGAGUACCCUUCAUUGCGCAAAUAGGAUGAUAAAUUAUCACGAGCCUUGGCAAUUGAAAAAGCAAGUAGACGAUGCAGAUUCGAUUAGAGAACUUAAAGCUGUAAUAUCGCUCGCUCUGGAAAGUAGUAGAAUAGCUGCUUUAAUAUUAUAUCCAAUUACACCGAAAUUGAGCAGCAAUUUGCUCGAUUUUUUGGAUAUUCCGAGGGAGAAUCGCACAUGGGCAGAUACUGUGCCUGAAUUCUUCAACAAAAGUAGUGUGAAAGAAAGAUAUAUUGAACGUAACAGUGUAAUAUUGUUUAAGAAAAUAAGGAGUCAAUAAAUAUUUUUAUUUAUUAGAAAUCUCGACUGAUAA
This is a messenger RNA of Nylanderia fulva, 1381 nucleotides long. The record is from RefSeq and is a predicted model, not a curated record. Lineage: Eukaryota; Metazoa; Arthropoda; Insecta; Hymenoptera; Formicidae.